This is a messenger RNA of Leptonychotes weddellii (Weddell seal), 1547 nucleotides long. NCBI's taxonomy places the organism in Eukaryota, Metazoa, Chordata, Mammalia, Carnivora, Phocidae. The record is from RefSeq and is a predicted model, not a curated record.
GCUGCGUCGAGGCUCGCCCAUGGCGAGUGUGGUGCGCGCGGCGGGCGAGCGAGCGUCCUUUCCUGAGUGUGACUUUGUGAUCCGUGACUCGGUGCGAGUGUGUGUGCGGCGACGGCAUGUAGUGUCGGGUGUGUCUGUGAUCCAGCGAAGUCUGCGUGCUCGGGUCUCAGGCCUCCACCAGGAGAGGUUCUCUGAAGAGGAGGGCAUGGUUCCCGGGCUUGGGACUGCAAGGCCCCAGGCCCCUUUUCCCUAUGGCCAUGUGAAGGGCUGUCAUGCCAUGGCCUUGUCAUUCCAGGAGCUGAUGGCAUUCCAGGAUGUGGUGGUAGACUUCUCCCAGGAGGAGUGGGGGCAGCUGAGUCCUGGCCAGAAGGCCCUAUAUUGGGACGUCAUGCUGGAGAACUACAGGAACCUGGUCUCACUGGGAAUUUGCAGUUUUGAAAACUUUAUUUCAGACUGGGGCACUGGGCCUAACAACAGGACACCUUCAAAGCAUAAUAUCUCUGAAAAGUCACCCUAGAAGAAAGGACUUUGGGACAUGAACUUCAUAAAGGCCUGCAAAGAGGACAGCCUCCCCGAGAUGCCAAUCCUGGUGAAAUCUCUGAGCAGCUUCACAGAGAAGAAAGGGUACAGAUGUCCUGACUGUGGGAGAGCCUUCAGCUCCAAGUCCUUCCUUACUCAACACUGGCGGAUCCACACAGGGGAGAGACCCUAUGAAUGCAGUGAGUGUGCGAAGGCUUUUAGCCAGAGGGCAAACCUUAUUCAGCAUCAAAGUAUUCAUUCUGGAGAGAAACCAUACAAGUGUGAGGACUGUGACAAAGCUUUCAGGCGGAGCUCCUCUCUCAGGGAGCACCAGAUUAUCCAUAGUGGCAAGAAACCAUUUCUCUGUAAUGAAUGUAGGAAAGGCUUCAGCAAACGCUCAGCCCUCAUCUCCCAUCAGAGAAUUCACACUGGCGAGAAACCCUAUCAAUGUAAUGAGUGUGGGAAGGCCUUUAGUGAUCAGUUAUUCUUCAGCCAACACCGGAGGAUCCACAAUGGGGAGAAACCUUAUGGAUGCAAUGAAUGUGGAAAGGUCUUUAGCUGGGCCUCAUCCCUUAAUCACCAGAGAACUCAUACAGGUGAGAACCCCUAUAAAUGCCCCGACUGUAGGAAACCCUUUCGGUACAGGUCCUCCCUCAUCAAGCCACCGGAAAACCCACACAGGAGAGAAGCCCUACAAAUGCAGCGACUGUGAGAAGACUUUCAGCUAUAGCUCCUCCCUCAGCCUCCAUCAGAGAACUCCCAACGGGGAGAGUCCCUAUAUGUGUAAGGAGUGCGGAGACACCUUCAGGUAUUGCUCCUCCCUGACCAAGCACCAGUGGACCCACAGCAUCAAGACAACCUGUGAGUGUAAGGAAUGUCUAAAAGCCUUUAGUAGUUGUGAUUCAUCCCUUAAAGUACAUCAGAGGAUCCAUACAAGGGAGAAUCCUAUGCAUACAGAGAGGGUGAGGAAGACCUUUGUGGCAACUAACUUCCGGCAGUUCUUAAUAAAACAUACUAUGCACGUGAAA